AUGGGGGAAGAACUAGCUAUUGCUGUAAACGAGCGGCUGGUAUGGUUUCUUGCUGUUUCAUUUCUCGUGAUGCUCUCUCUCUUCUUUGCUUCAGCCCCUCCUGCACCGAUACUACCUGGCCACCAUCAUCCUACUCCUGAUAGAGACUGGUUUGGAUCUGAAUUAGAAGAUGUCGCCCCUCCAAACAUUGAAGAAACUGUGACAAUCAGCCAUUCAUCGCAAGGACGCAAUUUGCUUGAAAUGUCCGCCAGACAAUUAAUUGAAGAGGCUGAUACUACACAUCUGGCUACUUGUCAAUGGACGAACUCUGUAGAAUACAUAGACUACAGGCAGGUCACCAUAACCUCCAUGCCCGGAAACCCAUUCGAAAUGGUCUUCAAGGCCGGAACAGACGACGUUGUCUCCUACUCAAUCAUCUCCACGAACCAAUGGGAGGGUCGCGAAGUCCGAUCUGUAAUCGACCGACUUGCACUAGUUGCCAAGAACCGCGGUACGAAUGUCACCAUGCUCGAUAUCGGAGCCAAUAUUGGGUUCUUUUCCCUCUCUGCUGCUGCAUCAAAACCAAGCGUCCCUCCUUAA
Molecule: messenger RNA, 579 nt
Organism: Synchytrium microbalum
Lineage: Eukaryota; Fungi; Chytridiomycota; Chytridiomycetes; Synchytriales; Synchytriaceae
Exons: 3
Coding region: 1-579 (192 amino acids)
Source: RefSeq, a predicted model, not a curated record